Messenger RNA from Cuscuta campestris, 477 nucleotides. Lineage: Eukaryota; Viridiplantae; Streptophyta; Magnoliopsida; Solanales; Convolvulaceae. The record is from the annotation of a GenBank genome assembly.
CUAAUUCAAUCUAUAACUCUCUUUCCCAACCAAGAAACAAACAAACAAAGAAAGAAAAAAAAGGGAAGUUCACAAGGAAGGAAAGAUGUUUGAGCACAUAACAGCGAGCGAAGUAGCUGGCUACGCCGUCGGUGCUCUGCUACUGUGCGCCACCGUCUCCGCCUACAAGGUCGACUCCUUCGUCGCUUCUUCCCAGCGCAGUUCGCUUGGGAUGUGUAAGAGAUGUGGGGAUCUGAAGCUGAUAGCUUGCCGGCAAUGUAAGGGCGGCGCCCGCCGCUCCCCCGCCGCCAGUUUUCCACUGCCCCCUUCUCCUUCUUCUUCUUCUAGUUGUACCAAGUGCCAAGCCAGAGGCUACUUUCGCUGCCCUGACUGCUCAACUUAAACCCAAUCUUAAUUAUCUGCGCCUGCUGUGAAAAGAGCCAUUAUUUUUAGACUGUAAAUGAAUGGUUCUUCUUAGAAUAAUAGAUUGUACUCUCU